AUGCAGGUGCAUGCUUCUGCUCCCUCAUAUGCACCUGUUGGUCAAAAGCGCGUCGCAGAAGACCUUGAAGACCAUGAGACCAAGCAAAUCAAAAUGGGCUCUGGCAAGAUCAAUAACGACCUGUAUUUUAAACCUGUGUUAGAUCAAUAUGGUCAACACGAUGGGACAUACACAUGCUCUAAGGAUGGUAUGGUAAUCCAUCCUGGGAGUCACAUAUACGAUGUCAAGACAGCAAAACAUCUUGGUUGUGGACUCAUGUUAUUCAAAUGGCCUCUUUCUCCAGAAAUUUGUACACAACAUGGUGCCUGCAAGAGGCAUUGGGACGACAGCUGUGGAAAGCUAGCAGCUGAGGGUGCCCCCCCAUACUCAGCCACUUACCAAGGUUCCAUGAGUUCUGCUUCUGCUUCGCCUGCAGGAGUACCCAGUGUGGCAUUCACAUUCAGUUUACCCACAACCACCAUGAUGACGCCCUAUAACUCACCACCAGAGACUAUGCCAACAGAGGCCACUGAACACACCCCCAACCCUGAGUCUUGGGCAGCUAAUGAGGUACAGGAUCCUGCUCUAGUGGCACCCAUGCUUCCCCCAUCUCGAGUUCUAGAGAUUACAUUUGUAGGGCAUCAGCAAAUCACUUUGCUUCUGUGGGCUCUGUACAGCUCUGUACAGAAGGGACCAAGCUGUGGCCAGCCAUUUUUUGGUGGUGGGAAAAAAGUGUUUUACUGAUGGGGUCCAUGGAGACCUUGACUUUUGAGGGGGAUUAAUGAUUUAGAAGACUUUGUGGAUCCUGUCCUUCCCAUCUCUGAGCCUCUGUCCUUUAUGUUGCCAGAGACGAUGCU
This is a messenger RNA of Suillus subaureus, 836 nucleotides long. RefSeq lists its product as uncharacterized. The record is from RefSeq and is a predicted model, not a curated record. The coding region runs from base 1 to 723 and encodes 240 amino acids. Lineage: Eukaryota; Fungi; Basidiomycota; Agaricomycetes; Boletales; Suillaceae. The transcript has 3 exons.